UGGAUACCUGUAGUUUUGUAAUCCACUCGGUAAGACAGAAAAAAUGAAUGGAUCAGGAUCAAAGAUCAAAACUUUCAGCAGCAGCACUGGCAAACAGCAAUGGGCUCUCAAGCAGCAACCUUCCAGUUGUUUUCCACCACUUUUCCCAUCUGGGUUGCUUCAAAUUCAUCUCAAACAUCCUUCAGACCCUCAAAUUUCCCUCUCCAAUUUCCGUCUCGAUCCAAGGCCAUAAAACCAAGUCUUCUCAGAUUUCACAGAGCAAGAACAUGGGCAACCCUCGAUGAAAAAAACCCAAGUGUCACAACCCCUCUUGUUGUCCAGGAACCAGAGUCUAAAAGAGAAGUUGAGGAGAGUGUGAAAGUGCUGAAGAAUGCUGCAAAAACUAGAAAGGUUGCGGCUGAGGAUAUUAUAUCAGCCAUGUCUGUCAUCGAGAAGGCGAAACUCGACCCCUCGGAGUUUCUUCAAACACUUGGUGGUUCAGAGUCUCCAGGAAGAACUUGGAUGCUCAUUUUUACUGCUAAGAAGAAAUUGAAGGGUGGUCGUUAUUUCCCUCUUACUGCUGUUCAGAGAUUCGAUGCUGCUGCGAAAAGAAUUGAGAAUGGAGUAUAUCUUGGACCAAUUGGGGCCUUAACAUUUGAAGGAAGAUUUUCUUGGAAGAAUAGAAUUCUGAGUUUCAUCUUUGAGUGUAUUCGAAUAAAAAUUGGGCCUCUGAAACCUUUAGAGAUCAGUCUUGGCCAAAAAGAUGACAGAGAGCCAAGCACCAAGAAGGAUCCUUUCUUUAUUUGGUUUUAUAUCGAUGAGGAAAUAGCAGUUGCUCGAGGCAGAAGUGGGGGGACAGCAUUCUGGUGCCGAUGUAGCCGUGUCACCACUUGAUUUUAGUUUAGGAUCUUAACAACAGCAUGCUAGUUUGGAAAGUGUUAUGGGGUUUGGAUGAAAUAUGCUGCUUUGUACAGAUCUUUUCUGUUCAUUAGAUAAUAGUUACUUUGCUGAGAAACUAUGCACAUUAAAUAAUCAUCUUAGACUAUUCUUUAUUAUUUAUAUAGUCAACAGUAUUACAAGUGUCUUCCUUUUGUGGUUGACGUUUAGAGAAGA
Messenger RNA from Ziziphus jujuba (common jujube), 1092 nucleotides. RefSeq lists its product as uncharacterized. The record is from RefSeq and is a predicted model, not a curated record. NCBI's taxonomy places the organism in Eukaryota, Viridiplantae, Streptophyta, Magnoliopsida, Rosales, Rhamnaceae. The transcript has 4 exons. The coding region runs from base 100 to 873 and encodes 257 amino acids.